GCCGAGACUGCGACUGCGCGACCUUCGAGCGUAGCGAAGGGUCGCGAAAAACUCCCGCUUUUCAUUCGCGCCCGUAGCACUGCGAUCAGCUGUUCAGCGCCGUCGAAAAAACACCGCAGCGCUGUCCCGUCCAGCCCAAAAAAAGAAAACUCAAUUGCAGCGUCCAGCAAGGAGAAGCUAGCGACAAACCCGAUGUCGUGCCCUACGACCGAUCAUGAGCGACGAAAGCAGAUCAGUGUCCGAGGCAUCGCUCAGGUCGAAAACGUUGCCAACGUGAAAAAGGCAUUCAACCGGCACGUCCACUACACUCUGGUCAAGGAUCGCAACGUGGCUACUCCGAGGGACUACUUCUUUGCCCUGGCCUACACCGUCAAAGACCAUCUGGUUGGCCGAUGGAUCCGCACCCAGCAACACUACUACGAGAAGGACCCCAAGAGGGUGUACUACCUCUCCCUGGAAUACUACAUGGGCCGUUCGCUCACCAACACCAUGGUGAACCUGGGCCUCCAGAACGCCUGCGAUGAGGCCCUCUAUCAGCUGGGUUUGGACAUUGAAGAACUGGAGGAGCUCGAGGAGGAUGCCGGUCUGGGCAACGGCGGCCUCGGUCGUCUGGCGGCCUGUUUCCUCGAUUCCAUGGCCACCCUGGGCCUGGCGGCCUACGGAUACGGCAUUCGCUACGAGUACGGCAUCUUCACGCAGAAGAUCACCAACGGAGAGCAGACCGAAGUGCCAGACGACUGGCUUCGCUUCGGCAACCCAUGGGAAAAGGCUCGGCCAGAGUACAUGAUUCCCGUCAACUUCUAUGGUCGCGUUGAGAAGACUGACAAGGGCUUCAAGUGGGUUGAUUCGCAGGUCGUGUUUGCCAUGCCCUACGACAACCCCAUUCCUGGAUUCCGCAACAACGUCGUCAACACCAUGAGGCUCUGGUCUUGCAAGUCUCCUAUAAACUUCAACCUUCGCUUCUUCAACAACGGAGACUACAUUCAGGCCGUCCUAGACCGGAACCUGGCAGAGAACAUUUCCAGGGUGCUCUACCCGAACGACAACAUGUUCGAGGGCAAGGAGCUUCGGCUGAAGCAGGAGUAUUUCAUGGUGGCAGCGACACUGCAGGACAUCCUUCGCCGCUACAAGUCAUCCAAGUUUGGCAAGACCAGCGUGGUGCGCACCCAAAUGGACGAGUUCCCUCAAAAGGUGGCCAUCCAGCUCAACGACACGCAUCCGUCGCUGGCCAUCCCCGAGCUCAUCCGCAUCUUCGUCGACAUUGAGGGCCUCGACUUCGACAAGGCUGUCGACCUGACGACCAAGACGUGUGCCUACACAAACCACACAGUGUUGCCGGAGGCCCUGGAGCGUUGGCCUUGCUCCAUGCUGCAGAACAUGCUUCCGCGUCACCUGCAGAUCAUCUACGAGGUCAACGCCCGUUUCCUCGCCGAAGUGUCCAAGAAGUUCCCAGGGGACAACGACCGGCUGCGGCGGAUGUCGAUGGUCGAGGAAGAAGGCGAGAAGCGAAUCAACAUGGCCCACCUGUCCAUCGUGUGCUCUCAUAAGAUCAACGGCGUGGCGCAGAUCCACUCGGAUAUUCUCAAGAAGCACUUGUUCAAGGACUUCUAUGAGAUUCCUGAGCGCUUCUUGAACAAGACCAAUGGCAUUACUCCGCGUCGAUGGCUGCUGCUCUGCAACCCGAGCCUGGCCGAUCUCAUCGCCGAUAAAAUCGGCGAGGACUGGAUCGUCCAUCUGGAACAGCUGCAGAAGCUGAAGCCACUGGUCAACGACAAGGCAUUCCUGCGCGACCUGCAGAAAGUGAAGCAGGAAAACAAGAUGCGGCUGUGCGAAUACCUGCACAAGUUGACGGGUAUCAAGCUCAACCCGGCUUCCAUGUUCGACAUGCAAGUGAAGCGGAUUCACGAGUACAAGCGGCAGCUGCUCAACUGCCUGCACAUCAUCUGCCUGUACAACCGCAUCAAGGCUGACCCGUCAGCACCCUUCGUUCCUCGCACCAUCAUGAUUGGUGGAAAGGCAGCUCCAGGCUACCACAUAGCGAAGCAGAUCAUCAAGCUGAUCAUUGCGGUGGGCAAUGUGGUGAAUCACGACCCCGUGGUCGGGGAUAAGCUGAAGGUCAUCUUCCUGGAGAACUACCGCGUCACCCUGGCCGAGAAGAUCAUCCCGGCCGCCGACCUCAGUGAACAGAUCUCCACAGCCGGCACGGAGGCCUCGGGAACCGGAAACAUGAAGUUCAUGCUGAAUGGCGCACUGACCAUCGGCACCCUCGACGGAGCCAAUGUUGAGAUGCGAGAGGAGAUGGGACCCGAGAAUAUCUUCAUCUUUGGAAUGAACGUGGAGGAAGUCGAAGAGCUCCAGAGGAAGGGAUACAAUGCCUGGGACUACUACAACAGGCUGCCGGAAGCGAAGAAGGCCAUUGACCAGAUCAACAGUGGUUUCUUUAGCCCAUCCAACCCUAACCUCUUCCAUGACCUCACCAAUGUGCUGCUCAACCACGACAGGUUCUUCCUGCUGGCCGACUUCGAGUCGUACAUGAAGUGCCAGGAGCGGGUGUCAGCCAUGUACACGAACCAGGAGGAGUGGACCAAGAUGGCGCUGCUCAACAUUGCCUCGUCGGGCAAGUUCUCAAGCGACCGAACCAUCUGCGAGUACGCCCGCGAGAUCUGGGGCGUCGAGCCGACCUGGGAGAAGCUGCCCGCCCCGCACGAGACCCGAGGGGACGAGGACGAGAAGAAGUAGAGAAAGAAAAAAAAAGAUGGCGGCCAGACGUGGGACAUUGGCGACGAAGAAGAGAGACAACUGCCCGCCGACCACAAGCACACACCGCUGCUGCUUCUCGAAGCCAACCGACAGACCCAACCCCACCGACAUUUGCACUAGCUGUCCUAUCAAACCACCGCUGUUUUCGAAGUCCGUGGGCUUGAGGAUUCCAUUCCUUAGAACUAAGAAAAAAAAUUAAUUUAAUGCAACCCUCGUAAUGCAGCAGGCUCCACCAAAAGAUUUUUUAAUAGUGAAGCUAUUAAGCCAGCCGUUAAAUGUCAACCCUGCCACAAUACUAUCAUGAUCGUGAACGGGUAUGUGCCACAGAAUUUGGGCAAAUCCCACCGCUACAGCGUGGCCUGUAAUAACCCGGACGGGUGACAGAACGAGUACAGAGAGAGAUAAAGAAAGAAAGAGAUAAACAGAGAGACUGAAAUAAAGAUAUAAAGAAAGAGAAAGAAAAAGUCUUGCCAAAAAGUUCUUCACGAGGCGGGAUAGCCUGGCUGUGCCCGAUCGUGUCCAGAGAGUCAUGGGGCGUCCUAAGAAAGUGCAUACUCCCGAGGAGGAAGCCGCACAUCUCGAAGCUAGAAGUGUCGGUCGACGGGGAGUACGAGCGGCGACGGACCCGUGCUUCGCUUGCACGACUUAGUGCAAACUUUAAAAUUUUUGUCGUUCACUCUUUAAGCGAAAGUUUGCGCCCUUUGGUGUGUGUCUUCUCGAAGUAAUAAGUGUGUUUACUUUCUUAAAAGCUCUGCAACUGCUACAUUCCCAUUGAGAAUAUGCUGAUAACGUGCACGACAUUUGCAAUCUGGAAUUACAGCGGUCAUGCAGUGUUAAAGGAAAGUAGUACUGUUUGGUGAAGAGGUAUGCGUCAAAGGGCAUGUAUUCCUAGCAUGAUUUGAAUGAGAUGGUUUCACUGAAAGGUGGAGACUCUUAUCAAUGGAGCAUGAAACAAUCAAGGUUUUUCAGAGCCGUUCCUUCGUUGGGGCUUUAUCAGUGUUGAAUACACAAGACCUCGCUAUGAAAUGUUGACUACGGAGAUGCCCCUUGUCCAAACUCCAUUGAUAACUUUUGUGUUGAAGAGAUUGCGAAACUGCCUCUUGAGAGAGUGGCAAGCGAUGUGCAAUUCUUGCGGGAACGCAAUAGGCGUGGGAUUUUCAAGUGUAGUCAAUCGGUGCGAGUGAGGAUUUGCUGGUGCAAGUUGAGAAAGUUAUUGAUUUGGUGCGUGUAAUGAACCUGCGCAUAUGAAAAGAGCAUUGUCUCGUCUGUAACAGUUCGUUUGCAUUAUAAGUUCCUUUUACGAGGAUUUUGGGAAAGAAAGAGGGAGCGCGAAAGGUGGCUCUGACCGCUUUCUGUGGGUGACAAACGUUCCAGCUGUAGAUUGUCCUAGUUGGUUGCUUAAAGCAUUUUUCGGUGCCGGUGAAACGUUCAGAAACGAUGAUCUCUAGUCUUAGCGUACCACAAACAUUUGAUAGCUCGGCAUUAUGGCGCAGAGCUCAAGAACGGCUUCAGGCUGAGAAGUCAAGUGCAGUCCGCUAACUACUAUCGCAAGAUAGAACGGUCCAGUUUUCUAGACUAUAAAACAAGGCCCUGCUUAAGCAUGCAACGGAACUAUAGUGUCAAGUGGCAGACUAGAAAUGCAGUGGCUAUAAUCUUUUAUCGUAUUUAGUACGUAGUGUAGGUAAGCUUGUUUGUGCAAGCUCUUGUUCAGUGCUUGACCGUAACAUCAAGACUGCAGUAGUCAAGACAAUCCGUUAAAUUAAUAGUUACCGGUGAAAGGAAUACAGGGAAUGUUCCAUUUGCAGAAUGCACAAUAAACACGUGAGAAUGACUUCCAAGUUGAGUGCUAGUCUCCUCACUGUAUGAAGUGGGCUGUGAUGCACCGAAAGUUUGGUUGAGUCGUCGAGAGGCACAUGACGUACGGUGCCAAGCCAAAUGUGCGUGUGAGAUUAUGAAAAGCUUGCUCAGUGCUGCCUGCAAUAUCCCAAGUCAUCCUUCACGGUGACUGAAACCCACGAUUCACAUGCCAGAAAAGAAUUUUCAAUUGCUAAGAAUAUCUUGCUUCUUGACUGUUGAGCUAAAUUGGCCAUAACCAGUAAUGGAGCUAUGUAGUGAACGUUGAUCGCAAACAUCUUGUGCCUGCUUUUAGAUGUCUCGCACAAGUAUUGGAUGUUUCAAACCCCUCAACUGUUCGGAAACUGCGUUUGCCGUAGCUUUGAACAAGUGACCAGUAACAUAGUGGCCAGUCCUUGCGGGUGCGAGUCACUGGUUUCGCUUCCGUUCGACUGUACUCGUAGCUUCACGAGAGGCACCCAAAAGAAAAAGCGAUACGAACAAGCAUUUUGAGAAGUGGGCAAUCCCACAGAUGGGACAACUUGGGAUAUUGGUAGGCUUUAAUGUUUACUCUUUUUUUUUUUUCUUGCGCAGUGUGCCUACACUGCUACAAUGUGGCUGCCACAUUCUGCUUGUGAUAGUGAUCGUUGCACCUUAAGCGCAAGUCUUGUUAUCACAUUGAUAAAAUUGAAGUUCCUUUUGGCAGUUUGAGGACUGGGAAAGGCUGGAGUGGUUGGUAUGGGAACCUGCAGGAUCUAUUAUAGACCACUCCUGUUAUGUUAAACCUGAUUAUAUGCUAUAAUCUUCUUUUUUUUUGUUUGUAUAUAAUAGGCAAAGCGCAGCAUGAAAUAUUGAUGCCGAAAGUUCAUCGGAGAUAGUCUGCAAAACUAAACCCUCACAAUUAGACACAGAUUGCAUAACUACGCUUUUCUUUCUGCAUUUCGAAAAAGUGAUUAGGAAAAGGGACAGCUCAUGAAACUUGCGUUGAAAGUGUUUGGACUACUGGCUCAAAACUGCAGAACUACUUCAGUAGAUCGCACUGUGGCAUUUCAUUUGUGUUCCCCGUGAUGGAAGCCGACAGUUCUGACGUCUUAAGACGCGAGCAGCAGUGAAUGUUUUCGAUUUGCGGGCAGCUGCCUAUAGCCACGGGACGCCAGUCGCACAGAGCCUCAUCCAAAGAGACCCGCUCGGAUUGCGGUUAUCUUUCAACAGUUUGCAUCCUCGACGGAUAACUGGUGCCGAGUCAUCGUCUCUCGUGUCGAAAGCGUGUUUCAAACUGCCCACAUGUGAUCCUACUCGUGUCUGCCACAUUGUUUUUCUAGAGACCGCUUUUUAUCCCUCCCUGCAAGGCCGCGACAUCAUACUCUGUUUUUAACGCAACUUCCCUUGUUUUGUUUGUUCCUUAUUUUUUCUUUGCUUCUGCUGUUGUAUUUAAGCUCUUGUUACAGUCUUUCAAACUCGCUUAUCCUUUUUUUCCAUUGUUGAUUUGCCAUUUGUGUGGAGUGUUGUGUUGCGCGUCGUUCAUAUCCUUUAGGUAGCAAUAAAUUUUUCGAGGCCUUUCACAAUAGCCUGCAUAUUGCGCCGAAACCGCCGAAGUCCUGUCCACCAAGAGGUCUGGCCGCGGUUUCCCAAAUGGUUUUCCUCCCAGUUUCUCGCCAUGGCUCGGAACAUCUAAAUAUAUAUGCACCAGGUGCUUUGUUCUAAAGCAGCCAUGGUUACGGAUACACUUCAGGUAAAAAAAAUGAAGACUGAAAAAUUUAUUGGUGUUGUUUCGUGCAAACAUUGCAAACUGUUCCUGUUAGAGUAUGUGUUGUAGAUGUUUGCAACGUGCCACAGUUAUGUUGAAAUGUGGCAGUCGCACGAAUGUUCACACUAACGAAUGAAUAAAGACAUGUUGAAACCUUGAA
Molecule: messenger RNA, 6500 nt
Organism: Rhipicephalus sanguineus (brown dog tick)
Lineage: Eukaryota; Metazoa; Arthropoda; Arachnida; Ixodida; Ixodidae
Product: glycogen phosphorylase-like
Biological process (GO): glycogen catabolic process
Cellular component (GO): cytoplasm
Molecular function (GO): pyridoxal phosphate binding; glycogen phosphorylase activity
Source: RefSeq, a predicted model, not a curated record